Molecule: messenger RNA, 1540 nt
Organism: Chaetomium strumarium
Lineage: Eukaryota; Fungi; Ascomycota; Sordariomycetes; Sordariales; Chaetomiaceae
Exons: 1
Coding region: 471-1205 (244 amino acids)
Source: RefSeq, a predicted model, not a curated record
CGGCAGUCCAGUGACCUGGGAUCGUACCGGGGAGCCGGCGGCAGCCGGGGACGUGGGGAGAGCGUGGGACCAGGGAGGGAGCUGUCGCCGAUGCACACGUCAGGGGCAAGCGCUGCACGGGAGGGCGGCGGCGGCGAGCCGGUAUCCUCCUCGACUCAGCAGCAUCAGCCACAGGUCCCACCAUUUGUGCCGCCGCGUGCACCAGCUCCCUCGGCGCCGAGGACCGGGGCGCACUCGGUUUCGUCGCUCUUGUCAGACGCACCACCCUCGUCCCCGCGGGCUACGGCGGCGCACUUUGCAGCCGGGCCACAGCAGCAGCCGGAACCACGGACCCAACAGCAGCAGCAGUACGUUGGCGAAAACGGGCGACGGGACUCACCACGAGCGUCCGAGGACGAGAGGGGGGGUCGAGCGAACAUCAGCCAGCCGAGCGCGAGAUAACGAAGCCCCAAUGAACCUUAAUUUCAGCAAUGUUUCAGCCUCCUCAACCUGGCGCCGCAACCUGGUCCCAAAAACCGCCAAGAAAACCCCCCAGUUGCCGCCGCUUGGGUUCGCUUUCCAGCGUUUCCCUUUACGGCAAUUUCAACGAGCGGGACUUAGCACCGUUGCCGAAGUGGCAUGGAAGGCAAGGGUCUGAGAGUUCGGGUGUCAGGGGUGGCAUUUCUGGAAAGGGAGCAGUGCCAUGUUUCCGACAAUGCGGACUCGUUCCCUAUUCGAUGCAGCCGGCCAGGGGGAGGAGCAUUCAGAACCACACCGCGCAAGAACUGCUGGCACCGUGGGCUAGUGUAGCUUGGAUUCCGAGUCCAGCACAGCACACAAACACACGGUCCCAGGGGCGAUUUCCCGAUGCAGCUUCACUACGUAGGUAUCCAUCUACGCUAGCAUUCGCCGCAAUACGUCCCGAGGGGAAAACUCUCUGCGCCCUUUUAUCUUCUUUUUCUAGUUGGGGCACUUGUUGCCUUCUCUUCUUCUCAUCCAUCUGGAUGCUUGUUUUGCAAAUUGUAUUAAAACAGCGGGUUCAUUGUUCGUACUUACUUUUCUUUUACGUUACAGUACCGUGUACAAUACUUUACGCUAGGUACAUCCCCUUCAAUAUUUCCGACAGGGUCACUGGGCAGGAAGAUCAAAACGGAAGCUCGCAGACGAACAACAUUGCAUCCGGAAGAAAGGCGGGGGCAAAUAUGUAUGGGGAAAAAGAACCUUGAAAUUACAUACCAAGUGUACGCCAUUCCAAAACAAUGUAUUUUUGGGGCAGUUGUUGCUUUUUCUGUUGCUGUAUGCUGGCUUAGUGAAUCACAAACAGGCUGUCGCGCGAGAUUUCUCAGUCACGAACAUAGGUGGGUCUGGAACAAAAGAGUGUCAGUCACAGUCAGUUUGGUUCGACUGAGGUUCGGCUUCCCGAACCACCAGGACUGGCCAGCUGGUAAAGACAAAGUUUCCAGGUUGAGACGGCAUCUUAUGAUAAACACCAACAUGGACAAAGAUCUCCGGAAGCUGGAAUGUCUGGAAUGGGUCAUACCACACAUACACAAUACAUCUG